UGGCCACAAGAGUCCCCUGCAAUCAUCAAUGGUAUCAAGAAGGUCAUGGCUUCAAGAUGGUUCCACACAUCAAAUAAAAUCAGUUCAGAAAAGUGAUAGAGUAUCAAAACUAGUCAGCUACAAAUCAAACAGUACAAACAAUUUCUGCGUUAUAUCACCAUCCAAGAGAAACAGACCUGUCAGUGCUCCACCAGGUCAGCUAAGAUGCCAACCACUUUCUUCUUCAAAAUUUCACUUGGCCCCGAAGGCCUUUGAUAUGCCUCACGUUUUUGAGCGGCAGCCACAAAUACUCAGAGUAACUGCUUACAAGAAUGGUACAGUAAAUAUAUUUGCUAAAAUCGCUGUGCCAUCUUUUAUUACACUGCUGCUGGAAGAGUGCACUGAAAAGCUGAAGCUGAAUAUGGCUGCACGACGAGUCUUCUUGGCAGACGGCACUGAGGCACUAGAUGCUAGAGACAUACCCCAUGAUGCUGACGUUUAUAUUUCGUCUGGAGAGCCCUUUUCAAAUCCAUUCAAAAAAAUUAAAGACCAUCUGUUGUUAAUGAAGAAUGCAACUUGGACAUUGAAUGGUCUAGCCUUUCCUAAAGGUGUCAGCAGAAGCCAAACCAAACCUAUGCUUUCCAAACGCAUGGAGAAACUGACAGAUAAGCCCUCAAUCAGACUUUUGGUGUUCAAGAACUGUGUAGGCCAGGAUGGUUAUCAGAUAUCUGCUGCCCCAAGCCAAAUGGAAAAGUUUUUAGAUAGUUGCACCAAGCGACUGAACCUUACUUCACCAGCAAAAUGUGCCUAUAACAUGCAUGGAGAAAGAAUUAAAGAACUCGUAAAUGGUAAGAAAUUAUACAAUAAAUUAAACAGUAGAAAUUAUACAAUUAUCUGA
Anolis sagrei ordinatus is the source of this 877-nucleotide messenger RNA. RefSeq names its product doublecortin domain-containing protein 1-like. Gene Ontology annotation, biological process: regulation of mitotic cytokinesis; intracellular signal transduction. Gene Ontology annotation, molecular function: microtubule binding. Gene Ontology annotation, cellular component: midbody. NCBI's taxonomy places the organism in Eukaryota, Metazoa, Chordata, Lepidosauria, Squamata, Anolidae. The record is from RefSeq and is a predicted model, not a curated record.